Molecule: messenger RNA, 1820 nt
Organism: Phascolarctos cinereus (koala)
Lineage: Eukaryota; Metazoa; Chordata; Mammalia; Diprotodontia; Phascolarctidae
Source: RefSeq, a predicted model, not a curated record
CCUUGGGGUACUGAGGAGAGGGAUGAAUCACAAUGAACCUGAACUUGCCCCUUCGGGCAACAGGAGAGGAGUCAGUCUGGAGUGCACAGAGCAGGGAAGAUGCUCCUUGCCCAAGUGAAGUCCCUGGGUUAGAGGGUCCUCCUCACAGGAUCUUCUCUGGGCCCCACCUAGAGGGCCCAGAGGGCUGGAGAGAGAUGAACACCGUCCAAGGAGAGACCAGGCCCAAAGUCUCGCGGGAACCAACAAAGAAGGCCAGCAGAAAGCAUCUACAACAUUCAACAUCGAUUCACUCCAUAAGAGACAGUUCCUCAGACUGCAGCUGUGACUCACCUCGCUGUUCUUUUUGCUCUGAUCAUCCAGACCUCUGGAAAGCGGUGCUUUUUGUCUCAGAAGUUCCAGUUACUGUAUCCUCAGGAAUUACCUUCUCCAGGAACCUUGUGAAGACUGUGCUGCUGAACCAUCUCCCAAUGAGUUCCCUGAAUGCCAAUGCUAGUACAUCUACUAUGGCCAAGAAUUCCAAAGUGUCAAAGAACAGGCAAACUGUGAAGCUCAAACCAGCUCUUAUCACCAGAUGCUCAGAUGAUGCAUCAGGACCCCAGAAACGGUUCCACCCAUUUCGGGUGCGCUUCGCAGAUGAGAGCCCCAAGGACAUGGCAUUGCGAUACUGGGAGAGAAACUAUGAGUUUCAGAGAAGCCUCCUCAAGAGCCCAACAUCAUGUAAGUCCCCAGAACAGAUAUCAGGGAAACUGGGGAUUUGGAUGGAGAAAGCCCCACGGAGUGGAUCUCAGCAGACAAACACGUGGCGAGAUGAAUUCCUUUGUGCUGGGAGAUUGGACACCUUGCCCAUGUCCUUCCAGGAGCUGUCUGCUGAUAAUCUAAAGAAGAACUCCACCUACAGCUCUCUGCAUACCAGCCCAUUGGCCAGCCUUGACUUCUGUGGUACCAGGCCAUUCCAGGACCAGGCCACCGAUCCCCCUAAGAAGAAUUCCACCUGUAGCUCUCUGCACACCAACACCUCAAGUACCAUUGAUUUCUCUGGUAGCAGGCCAUUCCAAGACCUUCCCACUGAUUCCCCUAAGAAGAGUUCUACCUUCAGCAAUUUGUACGGCAGCACACUGGCUAACAUUGACUUCUCUAGUCCGAGGUUAUUCCAGGAUCUGUCUAUCGAUCCUGCCAAACACACUUCUAAGUUCACCAGCCCAGUAAUCAGCACUGACAGGCCAAGAAGUCAAACUGUCAACACUGGAGCCUCCUCAGUGAGUGAGAACUCUCCUUCCUUGUGGGCUUCCAGAAUGGAUACCUUUAUACCUCACAUGAUGUUGUUGACUAGCCGGAAGGGAGGACAGGCAGGAGCUUAUCAGUUCUUUCCUCCACUUAUCCCACUCAGGACUCAAAGUACCAACCAAGGCAGCUCUGAGCCUCCCAGAUAGACAGCUAGCCAGAGUGGCUCCUGAACAAGGCAACAUGAAGAUCAAACAUGGUGACCCCAGGGACACAGGGGUGGCAAGCAGAAGAGAGGGACAACUUCAGCAGCUCCCUCUGCUCCUUUUCCCCCGACGCUCCCUCUCUCCCCCCAAAUAAAAUUAACUAAAAACAGACACACAAAACAACCAAUAGCUCAUAGGCUAUGAAGCCUUUCCACGAACAAGAGCCAAAAGUCUUCUCCGAAGACAUAUCUCAGCUUCAUGGAAGGCCUUUUCCCCUCUGACUUUUCCCAGGGCCAUAUGCUCCAAAAGUCCACCGGAGGAAGAGCCCCCCCGCUCUGGUUUAAAUUCUUCAUCUCUCCAGCCUGUCACCCUGCCUGGGCUAACAAGCCAGCC